UUUCCCCUGCCCUUUGAACGGUCCAUGGUGCCUUGCGUCAGUUUCUAACGAAUCUGGUUCGACGGCACAGUUUAGGCGCCAUUUACAAGUUGGAGUUUUCAAGCAGGGCAGCGACUCGGGAUGACACGGGGCUAAUUUUUGUGGAUUAUUUUCUGCCGAAUUCUGGAUUCACGGACGCCUUUUGUUUUCUUAAUCGCGAUUCGGCUCGGAAAGGGAGACUUUUGGCGCACCGCGUGCAUAUUGUGGAAGAUUUCAAACCAUGCCAUCUAAAACUGCAAAGAGCUCCACUGCCUCCGCCAAGCCAAGAGGGAAAGGGUCGCAGCCUCGGGAUGACUCCGAGGACGAGCUGGAUGUACCCCCACAAGAAACCAACUCCAAUGGCAAAGAGGAGGCACCACCGACAACUGAUCCGUCUCACGGGGAGGCUGCCGAGGCGGUUGAUAAUCGAAGUUUGGAGGAGAUUCUCGGUAGCAUCCCUCCACCCCCGCCCCCAGCAAUGACCAAUGAACCGGGCGCUCCUCGCCUGAUGAUAACACAUUUAGUCAAUCGCAACUUUAAAUCGUACGCAGGCGAGCAGAUUCUGGGGCCUUUUCACAAGCGCUUUUCCUGCAUCAUUGGUCCAAAUGGAAGUGGGAAGUCCAAUGUGAUAGAUUCAAUGCUCUUUGUGUUUGGAUACAGAGCUCAAAAGAUCAGAUCAAAAAAGCUCUCUGUGCUGAUUCACAGCUCUGAUAAACACAAAGAUGUCCAAAGCUGUACAGUGGAGGUGCAUUUUCAAAAGAUCAUUGAUAAGGAAGGAGAUGACUACGAAGUUAUUCCCAACAGCAAGUUCUAUGUUUCCAGGACUGCCAACAAAGACAAUUCCUCAGUCUACCAUAUCAAUGGCAAGAAAGCCACAUUUAAAGAAGUUGGGGCUUUACUCCGAAGCCACGGUAUUGACCUAGACCACAACAGAUUUCUGAUCUUACAGGGUGAGGUGGAGCAGAUUGCUAUGAUGAAGCCUAAAGGUCAGACAGAGCAUGAUGAGGGCAUGCUGGAGUACCUGGAGGACAUUAUCGGCUCCUGCCGCCUGAAGGAGCCCAUCCAAACCCUGGCCCGCCGCAUUGAGCUGCUCAAUGAGCAGAGAGGAGAGAAGCUAAACCGAGUGAAGCUAGUGGAAAAGGAGAAGAAUGCAUUGGAGGGAGAAAGAAACAAGGCUGUGGAGUUCCUCACUCUGGAGAAUGACAUUUUCAAACACAAGGGUCAGCUUUGCCAAUAUUAUGUUCAUGAUCUGCAGAAGCGUGUGGUGGAUAAAGAGCAGGAAAAGCAGAAGAUCCUGGAGGACACAAAGGAACUCACUACAGAAGACCUGGUCUCUAACAUGUGCUCCACCUACAAUGACUGCUCUGGAAAUGUCUUGGUCAGAGGGGGAGCUGGGCAGAGGCAGGCAGACCUCUGGGGAGCAGUGUUCUACUGUGUGGUAGUCAACUAUGGCCUGGCUUGUCUGGAGGAAGUGCGCGGUGUACCAGCCAGCAGUGAGAAGGCCAUCUCUGAGGCAACAGUUCGCAAGGAAGAGCUGGAGAAGCAGAAGGUGAAAGAAGAGGAAAAACUUAAGGAGGUCAUGGAGAGUCUGAAAGAAGAGACCAGUGGCUUGCAGCAGGACAAAGAGACCAAAGAGAAAGAGCUGAUGGAACUCAGUAAGGCUGUAAAUGAGACCCGUUCCCGUAUGGACCUGGCUCAAUCGGAACUCGACAUCUACCUUAGCCGCCACAACACCGCUUUGACACAGCUCAACACGGCCAAGCAAACUCUCCAAUCCACCUCUGACACUCUGCGAGAUCGCCGCACUGCCAUCAAAGAUUUAGAAGUCAAAAUACCCCAGAAAGAGCAGGAGCUCAAGAAGGAUGAGGGAGAGUUGGAGCAGCUGAUGAAGAUGGAUAAUGACACCAGAGAAGUGGUGAGGGAAAUGAGGCAGAAGGUGGAUGAAGCCAAGAGCUCUCUGUCGUCCAACCGCAGUCGAGGAAAGGUCCUGGAUGCGCUCAUGCAGCAGAAGAAGAGGGGCGUAAUCCCUGGCAUCUUUGGAAGAUUGGGAGACCUUGGAGCCAUAGAAGAGAAGUACGAUGUGGCUAUUUCUUCUAGCUGUGGUGCUCUGGACAACAUUGUGGUGGAUACCAUUGACACAGCUCAGAAAUGUGUCACAUUUCUCAAAGAACAGAACAUUGGGGUCGCCACCUUCAUCGGUUUGGACAAGAUGAAGGUCUGGGAGAAAAACAUGGCUCCCAUUCGUACUCCAGAGGAAUGUCCUCGUCUCUUUGACAUGGUACGAGUGAAAGAUCAGAGCGUGCGACCAGCUUUCUACUUUGCCCUCAGGGACACGCUGGUGGCCCAGGACAUGGAGCAAGCCACAAGAAUGGCCUUCCAGAAAGAAAAGCGCUGGAGAGUGGUCACCCUCAAGGGACAGAUCAUUGAGAUGGCUGGGACCAUGACUGGAGGAGGAAGAGUAAUGAAGGGCAGGAUGGGCUCUUCUAUUGGCACUGAGGUCUCCCAGGAGGAGCUUGAUCGUAUGGAGAGUAAGCUGAACGAGAGGGUGUCAAAGCUGCAGGGCUGCCAAGAGAGAAAGCUGCAGCUCGAGGAGAACAUCCAGCGCCUCCGGAUGCAGCUCCGGGACAUGAAGAACACCCUGGAAAAAUACGCCAACAGCAUGACUAGUCUUGCUGACCAGGAGGCUCACUUGAAACUGCAGAUGAAGGAGCUUGAGGCUAACGUGAUCGCAGCUGCCCCGGACAAGGCCAAACAGAAGCAGAUGGAGAAGAGUCUGGAUGCUUUCAAGAAAGACUUCGAUGCAGCUUCUAGUAAAGCUGGAAAAGUGGAAAAUGAGGUGAAGAGGCUCCACAACCUGAUUGUAGACAUCAACAGCCACAAGCUAAAGGCUCAGCAGGACAAGCUUGACAAGGUCAACAAGGAGCUGGAUGACUGCUCCUCCACCAUCACCAAGGCCCAAGUAGCCAUUAAGACAGCUGGCCGCAACCUGAAGAAGUGUGAGGAGAGUGUGAGUCGUGUGCAGCUUGAGCUGGAAGAGAAUGAGAAGUCGAUGGCCGAGUUCACAGAACAACUGAAGAAGCUGGAAGACGAGGCUGGGGAGAUCAUGAAGGCCUGUCAGGAGGCAGAGGCGGAGCUUCCAGAGGUGCAGGAGCAGUAUCAGGGGGUGCUGAAGGAGAUCAAGGUUCUGCAGCAGCAAGAACACGCUCUGCAGGAGGAGUCCCUCAGCGUCCGGCUCCGCGUCGAGCAGAUAGAGACGACCAUCACCGAGCACAACAACAAGAUCAAACACUGGCAGAAAGAGGCCAGCAAGUUGUCCCUUCACACGAUUGAAGACAAACCGGCAGAGGAACUUCCUGUUCUCACUCCUGCCGACCUUGAAGAAAUCUCUGAUCCCAAUGUCAUCAUCAACAAGAUGAUGAGGUUAGAGACACAGUGCGCUCAGAUGAAGCCAAACCUCGGAGCCAUCGCUGAGUACAAGAAGAAGGAGGAGCUGUACCUGCAGCGAGUGGCUCAACUGGACGAGAUCACGACAGAGAGGGACCAAUUCAAGCGCGGCUACGAGGAACUGCGCAAACAGCGACUCAACGAGUUCAUGACCGGAUUCAACAUGAUCACAAACAAGCUGAAGGAAAACUACCAGAUGCUAACGCUGGGUGGUGACGCAGAGCUGGAGCUCGUCGACAGUUUAGACCCCUUUUCUGAGGGCAUCAUGUUCAGUGUUCGUCCUCCAAAGAAGAGCUGGAAAAAGAUCUUUAACCUGUCUGGAGGAGAGAAGACGCUGAGCUCAUUAGCUCUGGUGUUUGCGCUGCACCACUACAAACCCACACCGCUCUACUUCAUGGACGAGAUAGACGCUGCUCUUGAUUUCAAGAAUGUCUCCAUUGUUGCCUGUUACAUUUAUGAACAAACAAAGAACGCUCAGUUCAUCAUCAUCUCUCUGAGGAACAACAUGUUCGAGAUCGCCGAUCGCCUCAUCGGCAUCUACAAAACUCACAACACCACCAAGAGCGUGGGAAUCAACCCCAAAACCAUCGUGUUCAAGGAGCAUGACGCAGUCACUGCUUAAACCUCAACAGUCUCACGUCUUCACUGUUUUACUUUCUUUCACCCACAUGUGUAAAUAUUUAUAUCUUGUUUUCUUUUACAAUGAAAUGCUGCUAUUUUUUACUAUCUGACCUAAUAAAAGUUUCCUGGAAAAAUC
This is a messenger RNA of Paralichthys olivaceus (Japanese flounder), 4219 nucleotides long. The record is from RefSeq and is a predicted model, not a curated record. NCBI's taxonomy places the organism in Eukaryota, Metazoa, Chordata, Actinopteri, Pleuronectiformes, Paralichthyidae.